This is a messenger RNA of Helobdella robusta, 915 nucleotides long. RefSeq lists its product as hypothetical. The transcript is spliced from 6 exons. NCBI's taxonomy places the organism in Eukaryota, Metazoa, Annelida, Clitellata, Rhynchobdellida, Glossiphoniidae. The annotation marks the transcript as partial. Gene Ontology annotation, molecular function: NAD+ binding. The record is from RefSeq and is a predicted model, not a curated record.
AUGUUAUGGAUAGAAAAAAGGAUGGGAUCAGGUGACAAUCCCCGAUCUAUCCUGCAACAUCUCAUGGACGAUGCCGAGAUUCCUGAUGAUCUGGAUGAUGCAACACUCUGGAAGUUCAUCGCGAGUCUCAUUGCAGACCCACCCAAGAGGAAGAGAUUGGAGAAGGUGUCCACGUUCGAAGAUGUCAUCACUCUUAUUGAUAGAUCUACAAAAAUUAUUGUUCUCACUGGAGCUGGUGUGUCUGUUUCAUGUGGCAUACCUGACUUCCGAUCUCGCAAUGGUAUAUAUGCCCGACUCUCUGUGGACUACCCUGAUUUGCCCGACCCACAAGCAAUGUUCGACAUCACAUACUUCAAAAAGAAUCCCAAGCCAUUUUUUAAGUUUGCUAAGGAAAUCUAUCCAGGCCAGUUCAAACCUUCAUUGAGUCACUUAUUCAUUGGUGCUUUGGAGAGGUCAGGAAAGUUGUUGAGAAAUUACACACAGAACAUCGACACGUUGGAACCUUCUGCUGGCAUCACCAAGAUCAUACAGUGCCAUGGCUCCUUCUCUACAGCAUCCUGCAUGGUGUGCAAACACAAGGUCAAUGCAGAAGUUAUUAGACAAGAUGUUAUGGACCAAGUUGUUCCUAAAUGCCCAAACUGUUCACCGGAAUCUGAUCUUUCCAUUUUGAAACCUGAUAUUGUCUUUUUUGGAGAAAGUCUAUCGGAAGAGUUCCACCGACAGUUUGAAAUGGAUAAAGAGGAAUGUGAUCUUCUUAUUGUGAUGGGCUCAAGUCUCAAGGUCAGACCUGUCGCCAUCAUUCCAAAUGUUUUGCCAUCCCAUGUGCCUCAGAUACUCAUCAACAGGGAAUCACUCUCCCACAUGAAUUUUGAUGUUGAACUGCUUGGUGACUGUGACCUGAUCGUACAACAACUU